Messenger RNA from Pocillopora meandrina, 1500 nucleotides. The record is from the annotation of a GenBank genome assembly. Lineage: Eukaryota; Metazoa; Cnidaria; Anthozoa; Scleractinia; Pocilloporidae.
AUGCCGCGCGGUGAGCACCACAGGUCUGAUCGCGAUAGAGACCACGAUUAUAGAGACAGGAGAGAGCGAGCCGAUGAAACUGGCAGUCAAGAAAUACUAGAUGAAGGAAUCAUACAGGUACAGGUCAUUCCCCAAGACGACAAUUGGGGAGAAACAGCCACCUCUAUCACAGAGACGGCAACAUCGCUCGUAACACUAAGUGAAACGGAUCUAAGCGACAUCGUCAAAGAAAGACGUCGUAUUUCAUGCGGUAGCUUUGGACGCCAUGUUAAACUUAUACCGCAAGCGGUUUUGUGCGUGUUUUCUGUAGUUUCGCCGAUUCUUUUCGUGGUGUUCCCACUGGUUACAUGGAAACCUACGCCUUGUGGCUCAACUUGUGAUGGACUUUUUAUUAGUUUUGCCGUCAAAGAGCUGUUGUUAAUGAUCGGGAUUUGGGCUUUGUAUUUUCGCAUGUCACGGGUCACCCUUCCUCGAUUGUUUGUUCUCCGAGUUGGCUUCAUGGUGCUUGUGUUUUUGGUUCUCGUUUGUUUCUGGCUUUUCUAUGGCUGGAGGAUCAUUGAUAAGAAGGCAGACAAUUUUUCUGAAAUUCUCUUAUUUGCGAUAAACAUGCUAGAUUCCUUGCUUUUUCUGCACUACACUUCUGUUGUGGUUCUUUGGAUUCGCCAAACAGACCCUUUGUUUACGCUCAAAGUGAUUCGUAGCACAGACGGAAUAAGUCGACAUUAUAACGUCGGGCCUUUGUCGAUCCAGCGGGCUGCAGUGUUUGUGUUGGAGCAGUAUUACAAGGAUUUCCCUGAGUAUAAUCCAUUUCUCAUGCAGACGCCAGCGCGGACGGCGCACAAGCAGUUCUCGAGUCUCAAAUUUUACGACAUCGAUGGAAAGCAGAAUGACAAAGUUAACCCGCGGGCCAGAGCAAUCUUAACGGCAGCUUCGACCCGUAGACGGGACCCAGCGAGAAACGACCGCUUCUACGAAGAAGCAGAGUUUGAUAAGAAAGUGAAGCGACGAAAAGCGCGAUUGUAUAACGCGUGCGAAGAGGCCUUUGGGCAUAUUAAACGCGUUCAACUUGAGCGCGGCCCUUGUGUUCCGAUGGAUCCUGAAGAAACGGCGCAAUCCCUGUUUCCAUCAUUCGCCAGACCGCUCCAAAAAUACUUGAGAACUGUUAGACUUCACCAUCGAUACUCGAUGGACGGAAUUAUUAAGCAUCUCGCGCAUUGCUUGACUUUUGAUAUGACCCCGAAAGCGUUUCUGGAACGAUAUGUAAGCGAACAACCCUGUGUGGAAUUUACCACUAAAAAGCGAACGCAAAGUUGGAGUAUAGUCUGCGAAGAACAAGUUACGAAAUCACUGUCUUCUUCAACGGUGUUUCAACUAAAAGGAGACGAACUCUCUUUGAUAGUGACCGUACGAAGACUGCCAUACCUUGAUAUUUCGGAAGACGAGUUUGACUUUGAAAGCAACAAGUUUGUACUUAGGCUCAACUCUGAGACUUCGGUCUAA